Cynoglossus semilaevis (tongue sole) is the source of this 2750-nucleotide messenger RNA. RefSeq names its product profilin-2-like. The record is from RefSeq and is a predicted model, not a curated record. Gene Ontology annotation, cellular component: cytoplasm. Gene Ontology annotation, molecular function: actin binding. Lineage: Eukaryota; Metazoa; Chordata; Actinopteri; Pleuronectiformes; Cynoglossidae. The coding region runs from base 446 to 865 and encodes 139 amino acids. The transcript is spliced from 3 exons. Gene Ontology annotation, biological process: regulation of actin filament polymerization; actin cytoskeleton organization; positive regulation of actin filament bundle assembly.
GUAACGGGUUUUUUUUUUUUAAUAUUUGGAUGUAUGAAUGGAUGUGUAAUUAAAUCAGAAGAAGAGAAGCUCCUCAUUCCUUCACACAGUGAGAUUCGGUGUGAACUGAUAAGUCCUUUCUUUAUUUCGCCGUUUCUUGCCUUUUAUAAAAGUGCCGGCUGCUUAUUGUGCGGAGUGAUCUGAUAGGGACUACACCCAGCAGCAGCCGCCGCCGCCGCAGCCGCUGUUGUUACUGCUGCCACCGCCGCCUCAUUGCCCUGGCUUUUUUUUGCUACCCCAGCCUUGACGUUGCCUAACGUCGAAGUGCGGGUUUGAUUGGAGACUCUAAAUUCGUCUGUAUUUUUUCCUCCCUCCCACCCGUUGGAAAACGAUUUUCUUCCAAAGCCGCAGUGAAAAGAUUUGUUCAGAUUUUGUUCUGUGUGUGAAUAGCACCAAUUGGUUCAGAAUGUCUUGGCAAAGCUACGUGGAGAACCUGAUGGCCGAUGGCAGCUGUCAAGAUAGCGCCAUUGUUGGGUAUACGGACGCCAAAUAUGUUUGGGCAGCACAUGCCGGCGGUACAUUCAACAAUAUCUCGACUCAAGAAAUUGACACCCUUAUCGGGAAGGACAGGGAGACCUUUUACACCAGUGGUCUCACUUUAGGUUCAAAGAAAUGUUCUGUGCUCAGAGACAGCCUUCAGAACGAUGGCGACUGGACAAUGGACAUCAGGACAAAGAGCCAAGGAGGAGAGCCUACAUACAACAUCUCUGUGGGAAGAGCUGGAAAAGUUUUGGUUCUUGUAAUGGGCAAAGAAGGGGUCCAUGGAGGUGGAUUGAAUAAGAAGGCUUACUCAAUGGCAAAAUACUUGAGGGAUUCAGGAUUUUAAUGUUUUCAAGCUCAAACAGAUUAAAGAAAAUUGAUGGACAAAAAAAAAGAAGAGAAAAGAAAUCUCACUGUAAACAUUUCUCUUGCAAGCAGUCAAAUGUCUUGGAAACUUUUUAAUAGCAAUGAAGAGUGGUAAGAUACUGUGUCACCUUUUCCCCACCCCCCCGUUCGUCCUGAAGGGGGGGAGGACUCUUCAGUUUUAUUCAUUUCUCUUUUUUUCCUUGUGCUCCAGUUUUGGUUUUUUUAAUGGGAAAGGAGGGUACCCAUGGUGGAACUCUUAACAAGAAAGCAUUUGGAAUGGCGGACCACCUGAGGAAGUGUGGAUACUGAGCAACCUCUCGCUCAUUCAUCACUUUUGCAGCUCGCUCGCCCGCACUCAGCCACAUUGCGUCGACUGUACUCCCAGCAUUAGACAACAUACAAAGUUACUUGCUCUGAAGUCUACUUUUUUUUCUUUCUUUUUUUUUUUUUUUACUGUACACUCGCCAUAACCUUUGUUCUCUCUUUUCCUCAGCACUGUACCCCUCAUAUUUUGGGCAUGGCAUGUUUUUGCUAUAAAAUAUGUAAUAAAAGUGUUAUAUUCACAGAGCAACUGACAAAUAUUUCAUGGGAAAAACAUGUAUUGCUGCGUUAACCUCCCUACUUUAUUAAAUUCAGCCCCCUACCGUCAGCAUGUGGGCGUUUAAAAUUGCAUGCAUUACCCCUUUUGAGUCGUAGCAUAGUAUUUGAGCCAAAACAUUCUUCCCAGCUGCCUCCAGGUCUUCAUAGCUUCUACUCAAGAAAUGAUAACAUGUUCUCCGGCACAAUGUGUCAACCGACCGCGAGGCGCGGCCUCUUCGACCAACAUCACCCAUGCUUUUUGCUGUUGUACCUGAAUGUGGUCUUAAAAGAUAAUAAUGUGCUGUUGGGCUGUAUUAUUAUUGUUUGUUUGUUUUGUUUUUCUUUCAAUUCGGAAUGAACCUGUAGAAGAUCGGCAAUUUCUGAAACCUCAAGAUCUUAUCAAGGUACUUCCACUAGUUUCUGGAUUCACAUUGGACAUUCCACCUCUGUCCGUAUGGACACUUGUCAAUCAACUCCUGCUACAUGUACGUUUUGCUGUAAAAUCACUACACACACGGGGGGGCUGUGACAGUUCCCCAACCUCAUUUUUUUGGACCAGUUGUCAGUGUAAGAGGGAUAUCAUCAUAACACUAUUUUUUUUUUCCUCUCUGAUGGAUGAUUGUUGACUGUAAAUUAUUGACAGCUUCAGAUGACUGUAAAACACCUAACCGCUUACUUAGACUUUAUACGACUUUUUUUUUUUUUUUUGCCACUUAUUCAAUUGUAGUUAACAACAUGACCAUUAACCAAUGAAACUGCAAUGUCAUUUUACUACAGUAUGAAUGCAUUUCUGUCUGUAUAACCCAGAUCUUGUGCUUUAGUCUUCAAAUGUGUUUCACCAAAUGUCAAGAGUAUGGUACCUUCAAGUAUAUUAAAAAGAGAAGAAAAAAAAAGUUGUAAAAAAAAAAUAACGUGUCGAAAUGGUGUUGGUUGGAAAAAGAUCAUUUGUAAGUUGUCUUGUGAAACUUUUUCUGAGAAUAACUGUUAUCUGUGCCAUAAAAAAAUAGUCGAUCUGAUCUGUUGCUACUAUGAGUUGGAUUUUUAGGAUGCCCCAACAAGAAGUAACUUUCAUUGGCACUUUCCUGAGGGAUAUUUAGGCAUCGGUCAUCUCCAGACUUUUGUGGAAUAUGUACAGAAUUAAACCUAAAAAAAAAAGACUAGUAAGUGUCUUUACUUCCCCCAUUGAGAUUCGUGUUCUACAACAAAAUCUGCUCUUUCAAAUGCCAUGAAUUGAUGAAUCGUGUUUACGGACAGAUCAAAUAAAAGAAAUUCCAACCAAAGGUUAA